Molecule: messenger RNA, 2158 nt
Organism: Phyllopteryx taeniolatus (common seadragon)
Lineage: Eukaryota; Metazoa; Chordata; Actinopteri; Syngnathiformes; Syngnathidae
Gene: cd82b
Product: CD82 molecule b
Exons: 9
Coding region: 169-939 (256 amino acids)
Cellular component (GO): membrane
Source: RefSeq, a predicted model, not a curated record
GAGUGGGUGAACUCGUUUCUCAGAACACACACUCCCACGCACGCGCGCACACAGUCACAAACGUUCUCAACUAGCAACCCGUUGGAGUUACACGCUUGUUUGAAGACACUCGACAAAACUCGGUGAAUUUCUACCACCGCGGAAAGAAACCAAGUACAAAUCGCAACCAUGGCGAAAGGAUGCGUCACCGUCAUCAAGUACUUUCUAUUUCUCUUCAACCUCAUCUUCUUUGUCUUUGGGGCGUUGAUCAUGGGCUUUGGACUGUGGGUUCUCUUUGAUAACCAGAGUUUCAUUGCUGUUCUACAAGAAUCGUCCGACACGGUGAAAGUGGCUUCCUACAUCCUCAUCGGAGUGGGUUCCUUAUCAAUGGCCAUGGGCUUCUUUGGCUGCAUUGGAGCCAUCUACGAAAUUCGUUGUCUCCUUGGUCUGUACUUCACCUGCCUUCUGCUCAUCCUUAUCGCCCAAGUGACUGCUGGAGUUCUCAUCUACUUCCAAAGAGAUCGGCUGAAACAUGAAAUGUCCAACAUCAUAAAAGGCAUGAUCGUCCACUACACCGGCCAGAACAAAACCACAGAGCACACUUGGGACUACAUCCAGAGGACGAUGAAGUGCUGUGGGUGGACAGGUCCUGGCAACUGGUCUGACAACAUGCUCAUCAAGAACAGCUCCCAGUACCUCUAUUCGUGUUCCUGUCGCAAUGAGUCCUUGCCUGGCACUGACAUCAAGGUCGAGGGCCUGUGUGAGCACCUGUCCUCAGAACUUCCCAUCUACGAAACGGGGUGCAUGACCAAUGUGGAGAAAUGGCUACUGGAGAACUGUGGAGUUAUUCUGGGAAUGUGUGUCGGAGUGGCAGUCGUGGAGCUGCUUGGGAUGAUCCUGUCCAUGUGUCUGUGUAAGAGUGUCGUCCAGGAGGACUACACCAAAGUACCCAAGUACUGAUGUACAACUCACACAUUCAUGCACGUGUACGUGGAUUGACUCCUUCCCCAUCUCACAUUCUUAUGGGCGCACAAACACACGCACAAACACACACACACACACACACACACACAGAUGAAGGCAGCUGUCUGCUGCCUUUAUUGCUGUGCAGAUUUCUCACACCCGCAAACACGAUAGUGACGCACUUGUUGGCUCUAGUUCACAAGUUAUUGUUGUCUUAUUAUAAAUAUUAUGUUUAAAGGAGACUUUGUGAGAGCUUUUUUUUUGUGUGUGGGAGGGGGGGGGGGGAUACAAACGCUAAGGUAAGGGUAUGAUUUUUGUAUUUUCUUUGGUGUUUACUUCCGCUGACUUCAAUGAAGCGCUUAACAGAAUAGAAAAGAGAGAGAGCACUUUAGUCAGAUUUGAUGCAGCCGAGACUUCUCCUCACCUCGGGGCAUUGAGACAAGUGGGAGAUGAGAAGGUAUGAAUGGGCGCGUGUGAAAUAAUCCUGCUCUGUGAUCCUGCAAUUGUUAUUUCCACUGACACCGGGUGGACGAGAAAAACCUCGGGCAGGGCCGCUGUGGCGGAGGUUUUUGCAUCCGUUGCCAAUUCCUCGUAGUCCCGCGCCACUCCAGUUUACUCCCAACAUCCUCCACCACCCUCGUACAUGCUUGGCAUCACAGAAUCAGCCUUUGUCUUGAGUGUGUCUGUCUGGGUGCCAUUCGCUGUAUUAUGGGUUUGCUGAAAGAGGAAGAGGCUUGAUAUGCCUUUUUCAUGGAAGAAUUGACACCCAUUAACACAUUUAAAAGGGUCAUUUUUAGCACAGUUAGUGAACUGACAAUCGACUCUAUAGACUCUGACCUUCCCCUGCUUUCUAAGAUACAUAUAUUUUUUUUUUUCCUCAGGUAGAAAUGUCCAACUUGUCUUUGUAUUAACACGUACAUGGACUCUUUUGUCAACUUUUUUUUUUUUGUUCAUUUCAGACAAGUAUUGUGAUCUUCUAAAUGUUGCUGUUCUUUGCGUUUAUCCAUUUCAAAUAUGUUAUUGUUUCUUCUGCCAAAUUGUAACAUUAAUUUAACUUAAGAUGAAGGCUUUUCACUGUUUUGAAUCCUUUUUUUAACGCUUUGAAAGUAAAACAGCAGUUCAGAAAUUGUACGUGGAGUUUUAUGCCAUAUUUGAAAAAACAAUUUUGUAUUUUUGUUACCAUGGAAAACUAGAAUUAAACGUGAAUCCACGACUA